Molecule: messenger RNA, 442 nt
Organism: Ochotona curzoniae (black-lipped pika)
Lineage: Eukaryota; Metazoa; Chordata; Mammalia; Lagomorpha; Ochotonidae
Product: keratin-associated protein 2-1-like
Exons: 1
Coding region: 44-442 (132 amino acids)
Cellular component (GO): keratin filament
Source: RefSeq, a predicted model, not a curated record
CUCCUCUCCACAGCCCACCUCACAGUCAACCCCACAUACCACCAUGACCGGCUCCUGCUGUGGAUCUUUCUCCUCCUACAGCUGCGGAGGAGGCUGCCUGCAGCCCUGCUGCUGCCGCGACCCCUGCUGCUGCCGCCCAGUGUCCUGCCAGACCACAGUGUGCCGCCCAGUCAGCUGUGUGCCCCGCUGCACACGCCCCAUCUGUGAGCCCUGCCGCCGCCCCAUCUGCUGUGACCCCUGUGGCCUGCAGCAGGGCUGCUGCCGUCCCAUCACCUGCUGCCCAUCGUCCUGCACGGCCGUGGUGUGCAGGCCCUGCUGCUGGACCUCCACUGGCUGCCAGCUGGUCUCUGUGCAGGCCCCUUGCUGCAGGCCCCCCUGCUGCCAGCCUGCCCCCUGCCGCAUGGUCUGCAGGACCUCCCCCUGCGACCCCUGCUGCUGCUGA